AUGAUUCAAAGUGCCAUGGAUGAAGCUAAUAAAUUAAUUGAGCAACAAGAAUUAGCAAAGACGUUGACUCAAACAUCAGAACAUCUGGAAAACGCUGAUCCUCUUGAUGCAUUACAAGUUAUAAAAGAUGUUCAAGAUUUAAUUGAAAAGGUCUGUGAAAAAAAAGACGAUAUUGACAUAGAUCAAUCUAUCAAAAAUUUCAAUACUGAUCAAUUGAGAAUAUUUAAUACAAUUACAUCUGCAAUAUCAUCUGGAAAUAAAGUAAUAAGAAUGUUUGUUAGCGGAUUUGGAGGUACUGCAUUUAAUAUCCAGGGACUGACAAUCCACAGAUUAUUACAAUUACCUGUAGAGCAAGGAGGCACAGCAAAAUAUAAACCUUUAUCCGAUAAUGCGUUGAAAAGAUUACAACAAAGUUUAAAGGAUGUUGACUUUAUUAUCAUUGAUGAAAUUUCGAUGAUAUCAAAUAUAACCCUUAUGUAUAUUCACUUACGUCUGGCAGAGAUUUUUUGUACAUCGGACAAAGAAGACGGUUGGUUUGGUAAAAUAAAUAUUGUCGUAUUUGGUGAUUUAUUGCAACUACCACCUGUGCGAGAAGAUUUUGCUUUCAUUGCACUAACAAGAUCGCAAAUUGAAAAAUAUAUUAAAGGCAUGUUGUCAUUUAAUUUAUGGACUUUGUUCGAAUAUGAGGAAUUGACUAUAAAUAUGAGACAGAAAAAUGAUAAAGUUUACUCAGAAAUUUUAGGUAAAUUGAGAUUGGGUUAUUUAGCCAACUCCGAUAUAGAAACAUUACAAAAAAGAAAGAUUCCUUUUUCUAGUCAUACUCCUUCAAUUUCUCUUCAUGAAUUAUACGAAUAUUUUAAUAAUUUGCCAAAUAAUACAGUGUGCUUGAUGCCAACUAAAGAUAUUUGUGCAAUACUUAAUAAUACCAUGUUGGAUAAGUUAGAGGCAGAAGAGAUAAAGUUAAUUGCUAAUGAUUGUUACAAAUGCCCCAAAAGAUUAGAAAAAAGGGUUUUGAAAAUUUUAAAUCAAGACGAUGACAACGCAUGUGGUAUUUCUCGAGUGAUCACAAUAAAAAUAGGUUGCAAAAUUAUGAUACGAAGGAAUAUCGAUGUGUCUAUUGGAUUAGUUAAUGGAACUAUAGCAACAGUUAUUACAGUGAGCAAAGGAAAAACAGGUAUAGAUAGCGUUACCAUUAAACUUCAAUCGAAUCAAGAGUAUUCUAUCAAACGAUUAGAAUAUCAAUUUCAAAUAAUGGAUCAAGUAUUCAUUACUAGAGAACAAUUUCCUUUUUGUCUCAGUUAUGCUAUCACUAUUCAUAAAAGUCAAGGUUUAAGUUUAGAAAAUGCUGUUGUAGAAGCAGGAAAUAGCAUUUUUAGUUGUGGUCAAACAUAUGUAGCUUUAUCCAGGAUUACUAAAUUAGAAGGUUUACAUUUAAUUAAUUUCGAUCCUUCUAGUAUCAAAGCUAACGAGUCAGCUAUAAGAGAAUAUAAUAGAUUGAGAAAAGAACAUCGCCCAGAUCUUGAUACUUAUAAUAUACCAGACACGGAUCCAUAUAAAAAUAACAAGAUAUUUGACAGUGUAUGGUCUGUUUCGCGUCAUGCACUGCAGGUUCAAGCCGAUAAUCGUAAUAAUAUUCUUGAACGUCCAUUGACUGACUUUAGAAGAUAA
Molecule: messenger RNA, 1668 nt
Organism: Phymastichus coffea
Lineage: Eukaryota; Metazoa; Arthropoda; Insecta; Hymenoptera; Eulophidae
Product: ATP-dependent DNA helicase pif1-like
Exons: 2
Coding region: 1-1668 (555 amino acids)
Biological process (GO): DNA repair; telomere maintenance
Molecular function (GO): DNA helicase activity
Source: RefSeq, a predicted model, not a curated record